Molecule: messenger RNA, 2789 nt
Organism: Anopheles gambiae (African malaria mosquito)
Lineage: Eukaryota; Metazoa; Arthropoda; Insecta; Diptera; Culicidae
Product: TBC1 domain family member 5 homolog A-like
Exons: 2
Coding region: 1790-2542 (250 amino acids)
Source: RefSeq, a predicted model, not a curated record
UGUCUAAUCGGCAACCUUAUAAUUAAAUUAAGGAGCAUAUAAAUAGACCUCUAGUUAUAAGCAAACAUGAAAUGUGACGUAGACGCAAUUUCUCCUUGAACGUAGUAGAUGUAGACAUACUAAAAUCGAACAAAUCUAACACUUCAUUGAACUCGAGGGACAUACGUAUAAUAGGGUGUCCCAGGCUAUGGUUGUUGCGGGUACGCGGUACACGGAGAUGGAAAUCAGAUCUAAGAAUCCGACAGUGAGCGAACAAAUUGAUGCUGGCUAGUAAUGCCGGGGAAUCGAUCUCUCCGUUAAGGAGCUGGAAUAUAAAAAGGCAUUGGGCGUUUUUACGUCGAGAGCAGAGUGGUUCAAGUCCGAGAAGCAGACACCGCUGAUGGUAGGAGGGCCGAGCGGGGUGGGAUUGCCAUGGAAGGAGUCGAACCGCGUACCUGGUGAUUCUCCGUUGAAUGGCUUCGAGGCGAUUGAUGUCACCAACGCCACAUAACAGUAUAAAGCUCUACAGUAUAACCGAACAUGUCAACGCCUACUUCAGAACAAUUCUAUAUCUCGCUGAAAGAGUCUAUUAUAUGCCUGAGCGAAUCUACAACUCGCUGAACAUGUCUAUAUAAUCCUCGAAAACCCUGUAUUGUGACGUUCCACUUGUACAAAACUAUUAUGUCUUCAAGAAUCUCUUGGUACGUGAAUAUUUAUGUUACUAAGAAGUCUUCGCGCAUCAUUUUCGCCUUUUCCUCGUUCUAUAGGAAAUCUCAGAACUGUUCGGCCAUCUUAGAAGACGUAUAGCAUGUCGCGUCAUAUUUUUUUGUACUUUUUCUAUUUGUUUUAUCCAGCGAUCUGCAUAAGAACACCACACUACAGAAGAAAAUUUUAAUAUUGUAGCAGAAAUUUUAUACAUCACCUAGAAACAGUGUAACGCGUUUAAUUUCAGUUUGAUUCAUUAAGGUUUCUGGAAAAUGUUUCUGUGUCGUUUUUAUUCAUCACGUUCUCGGCCUGUCUAACAACAGAACUAUCGAGUGAGAAACCACUAGUUGGUGCGCCAACGUAUCCCAACCAGUGAGGUCAUACUGUACAUGCAAAAAAAUAGUCGCGACAUCGUUCGAAGAAUAUCUCAACAUUGUUUAUAAUUAAGCUUCCGUAUUUAGUCGACACGUCUGAAACGAUACAGCAGCAGUGCGAUAGAGCCUUGAGUUUUAUUAUAAACGCAUGUCGCAUGCUUGUAAACAUGAGUUUUUCGUUGACGCUCUUGGUGGCUGGUUAGCGAUUUCAAUAUGAGUUCAUUAGCAUACACGUGCAUACAACGGUGCAAUAGAAGAAAGCGUGUUACUUGUUUUGUUGGUGUGAUCUUUCUGCUACUAAUGUUUUUUUUAGUGCACAGAUCGCUUACAUUUAGCCAACUAGAGUGUGAAGAACUUAGUGGAUCAUUCUCUAAUAAAGCGACUGUUACUGACACCGCAAAUGCAUAUGGUCCAAAGUAUCCAGAAGCAAUCUCCAGUGUGCGAAAUUUACGCAAAAAAAGAUAUUUUAAUCCGCCGCAACCUAGAACCUCAGUGCAACCCCCUUAUGGGAAACGGCUCUGUCCUCAGCAAGACGUUCGAGAUUAUCAAUCACAUUACGCAGCUCCAAAUGAAGCACAGCUAUCAACACAGCCAUAUCAGUACUUCAUUUGGCCUUCUCUCGCUCGCCCUUGGAAUGAUGUUGGUAACAACUACGAAACUAAACAUCCUCUCUCAAAAAUGCCUGAGAGAAAUUGUUACUGUCCCUUUCCUCUACUGGCAAAGAACAAGCUAUGUUAUCAUGGUAUAACAUGUUUUCCAAAAACAACCACCUCCAUAAUAUCAACUACAACGGCCAUCAUUCCUACAUCUUCUACAACUGCAUCCAUCACUUCUUCAACUUCAACGAUAACAACAAUAUCUUCAACCAAUACGGAAACUACUACAACAACAACCCCAACUACAACGACAACUACUACAACUCCACCUACAACUACUACUACAACAACCCCAACUACAACGACAACUACUACAACCCCAACUACAACGACAACUACUACAACUCCAACUACAACGACAACUACUACAACUCCUCCUACAACUACUACUACUACAACCCCAACUACAACGACAACUACUACAACUCCACCUACAACGACAACUACUACAACUCCACCUACAACUACUACUACAACAACCCCAACUACAACGACAACUACUACAACCCCAACUACAACGACAACUACUACAACCCCAACUACAACUACUACAACUCCAACUACAACGACAACUACUACAACUCCAACUACAACGACAACUACUACAACUCCUCCUACAACUACUACUACAACAACCCCAACUACAACGACAACUACUACAACUCCACCUACAACGACAACUACUACAACUCCACCUACAACUACUACUACAACAACCCCAACUACAACGACAACAACUACAACCCCAACUACAACGACCACUACUUCAACUCCAACUACAACGACAACUACUCCCACAACAACUCCGUCCACAACGACUACAGCUAGAACUACUCCCACGACUCCCACUAGAACUACUCCCACUCCCCGACCCACUAGGGCACCUGGACGGUAAUUCAUCGUAUAGCUCAAUCUCAGUCUAAGACAUUUGUCUAAGUAAAUACAUCUGUUUAAAAAGAUACGCAAGCAAUAAUAUCACACACGGUAAAUACAUCAUAAAUUGCACAAAUUAUAGCUUAUCUUCAAAACGUAUAAUGUGAAUAAAUUGGAAAAUUUUCACCGCAUUCACUGCUUU